AUGGCACCACGAAAGAAGCCUGUGAUGAUAGGCAAGCCGAAAAACAGCAAGACUGCCAAGACACACACUAUUCCGAUACCUGAAGGGAUUACAUCAAUAGCUCUACCACCUUCACGCGUGCAUCAUGCGUCAUACCACUAUCCACUCCUGCUUGACGAUAGAAAGGCUUGUGAUGGGUUGCUGAGCUGGUUCAAAGGCGUCGAAGAGACGCGCAGUAUGCCUUGGCGGAAGACAUGGAUCGAUCCAAAGGACUACGAAGGAAAAGCGGAAGAGCUAGGAACAGUACUAGGCAAGAGAGCGUAUGAGGUUUGGGUCAGUGAAGUCAUGCUUCAGCAGACAAGAGUGUCCACUGUGAUUCCUUACUUCAACAACUGGAUUUCAAAAUGGCCGACAGUACAAGAUCUUGCCGACGCAAACCACGAUGAUGUUCUUGCAGCGUGGAAGGGACUGGGCUAUUAUUCACGAGCAACGCGACUUCAUGAAGGCGCAAAAGCCAUGAUAGCGCAAUCUGCUGGCUCAACUUGUCCUCUCCCGAGCAAAGCAGUCGAUCUGCAAGAAUUUCCUGGUAUUGGUAGAUACACUGCAGGUGCUGUAUCUAGCAUUGCGUUUGGGGAGCCGGAGCCGGUACUCGAUGGAAACGUGAUCAGAGUGCUCAGUCGACAACUCGGUCUUUACAUGGAUGGGAAAGACAAGAAGGCUACUGACGUUUUGUGGGAGGAAGCUGACCGCCUGAUCAAGCACGUUUCCGGCCUGUCGGAUGCAGGUGUAAGCGAAGUGCCAGGACAGUGGAACCAAGCGCUUAUGGAGCUAGGCUCUACGGUAUGCACGCCGAAGCCACAGUGCGCUGAUUGCCCGAUACAAGCGACCUGUAGGGUCUACAGUGAAGGCCAGGCGCUGUCGACCAAACGCCAGUCGCCAACAGUGAUACCUGAUAUUGAAGAUGCAUGCACCUUAUGCGAGUUACUGGAUACCGAGGACCUGGCAACAAUUACAGAAGAGACUGAGGAUAUUGAGACACCAAAGGCAACCAAGAAGCGGAAGGCCAACACGAAGCAGAGCAACAAGAUUUCGCAAUACUUUGCUAUUGGGAAGACCGAACCACAACCGACCACAGAUUGCGAGGAUGACGAGAUUGCAACUGAAGGCUCGGACCAUCUGAGCUCCAAAAAACGGAAGGCUUCCUUGUCUGAUCCUGUGGCAACAUCAAUCAUGAAAUCAACGGUGAUGUAUUGCUCACUGUUUCCCAAGAAAGUGGCCAAGAAGAAAGCCACGGAGGAAGAGUAG
Parastagonospora nodorum SN15 is the source of this 1284-nucleotide messenger RNA. RefSeq lists its product as hypothetical. Lineage: Eukaryota; Fungi; Ascomycota; Dothideomycetes; Pleosporales; Phaeosphaeriaceae. The coding region runs from base 1 to 1284 and encodes 427 amino acids. Gene Ontology annotation, biological process: base-excision repair; mismatch repair. The record is from RefSeq and is a predicted model, not a curated record. The transcript has 3 exons. Gene Ontology annotation, molecular function: purine-specific mismatch base pair DNA N-glycosylase activity; oxidized purine DNA binding; adenine/guanine mispair binding. Gene Ontology annotation, cellular component: nucleus.